Molecule: messenger RNA, 3153 nt
Organism: Pristis pectinata (smalltooth sawfish)
Lineage: Eukaryota; Metazoa; Chordata; Chondrichthyes; Rhinopristiformes; Pristidae
Gene: gas1a
Product: growth arrest-specific 1a
Exons: 1
Coding region: 318-1142 (274 amino acids)
Biological process (GO): regulation of cell cycle
Source: RefSeq, a predicted model, not a curated record
UGUUCUGCUGGUUGUUUGCAGCUUGUUGAAUAUAUUAGGAUUCGCUGCCGAAGUAAUUAGAGCACGUUGGGUUUUUUUUUGUGUGGGGAGGAGGGAAGUCCGCUGUAAAAAGAAACGGAGCCAAACUCUUCGAAGCAUUACAUGCAGUGUGUUGACGGAAAAGCAGGCGAGAAGGACACAGCGUAAGAAGUUGUGGGGGAAAUACUGAGAAAGAAACUCUUCACUGCGAUUGCAGAGGACUUUUGAAUGGAUGCGUGACAUAAACCAUCCCUUAUGCAAAAAAAUAGCAAACUCCAAAACUUUCAGACACCAAGACGAUGGCAAGUCUCGCUGGCUUGAUCCGAUUCGGGGGGCACCUUCUCGUCUGUUUACUGAUCACUUUCAGCAAUUCUGGCGUGCUGGCCCGGCGGAUCUGCUGGCAAGCCAUCGUGCAGUGUCAGGUCGAGCCCGACUGCAGCUUUGCCUACGAGCAGUAUACUGAGGCUUGCAGGUCAGUGUUAAACCUGGAGACCAGGCGGUGUCCCAGCCACUGCCUGUCGGCUCUCAUCCACCUCAACCAAACGCAGAACGGACCCAUGCUGGAGAACUGCGACUGCGUCCAGGACGAGCUGUGCAAGAGCACCAAGCGUGCCAUCGAGCCCUGCUUGCCGAGGACCCGCAACCGGGACGGGGUAAUGGGCUGCACCGAAGCCCGCCUGCAAUGCGAGAUGGAUUCACAGUGCAACAACGCCAUGCGCCGCUACCUCCAGAACUGCGGCAAACUUUUCAACGGCAUCAAAUGCACAGAUCAGUGCCGGGAAGUAAUCGAGAGCAUGCUGGUUAUCCCUAAAGCCUUGCUUCUCAAGGAGUGUGUCUGCGACGGAGCCGAUCGACCCAUUUGCGAGGCGAUUAAGGACAACAUGGCCAGACUAUGCUUUUUUGGACCCGAGCAUAGCUCUGGCAGUAGCGGCUCGGACAUGGAGCCAGAUGAAUACUGGGACUAUGAAGAUGAUCCAACAGACAACGUUAUCAGCUAUGAUGAUAAUAAUAGAGGCACAAAAAGGUACGCUUCAAGCGCCAGAGGCUCCUCCACCGUCCAAGUGCCUAAUGUUUUGACUUUGAUGGCAUCCAUUUUACUACUACUACUGAUGGCCCGAUUAUAAUUGAACAAUGCAACUUUUAUAUCCUUCUUCAAUAAAGAAGCGCUGCACUGCCAUCUUCAAUAUAAAAAAGACAAUUCAUAGACUUUUUAUAUAAAUUUUAAUUCUGGUAAGAUUCGUUUGUAUUUUUGUUUGCAUCAGAGAUACGGAAUUAAUCUCUGGUGCAACUAGUAUAAAUCUUAUAUGACUGGUGUUUUUUAACCAGUAGCUGUGUGUUUGUGUAUAAAGUUACAUUUGGAGAAUAAUUUAUUGAAAUAUAGACUUAAUCACAUGGCUUUGGUUUUGCAUCGAGCAGUAAGAGAAUGCAUUGAUACUUUUACCGGCUAUGGUGCAGAAUUUCAAUACUUUUUACUAAAGGGAAAUUGAUUUAUUAUGAACGAUCGACGAUUCGAAUUGAACAAUAUAAGAUGCGACAUAUAGAUUUGAAAAAUGUUUAAAUAUGUAUUUUUGGAAAGCAAAAGAUAUAAGAAAAUUGGCCUUGAUAGAAAUUGUUCUUUAAAAAUAUUUUGUAAGGUUGCCAUUAACAUUGUAUUUUCAUAGAAGCCAUAAAGAGUCAUCUAGUUUAAAAACUCUGCCCUAAGACUUGUGUGUGCAUGUGUUAGAUGGAAGUGAAAACGCUGGCGUUUCGCUGUUAAUAUUAAUAAGGUGUUUUGCGAACUUUGUGUUUGAGUGUAUAACAAACUAACUUUCCCAAACUUCCAGGGCCUUCACUUUUGCUGUUUUCACAGCUGACAGCUGGGUCGAGUUUUGACUUUCGAUUAAUUGGGUUUCUUCGUACUUUUUUUUGCAAGUUGCUUCAGAAAUCAUUAGAAUGGUCACUUCAUUUUUUUAAAAAAGUUAACAUUGUAAUGCAAGGGGAGGUGCAACACAGCCAUUGCUCGCUAUGCAAUAUUCACUAACAUGCUCACUGUACACCGGACUCUUUAAAGAAAACGUUUCGAAAGAAACAUUUAAUUUUCUCUUUAUUAUGUUUCGGCGACUCAUCUUUAAUUGCUGCAAAAUGCUGUCACAAGCUGAGUUCUUUACAUAUCUUCCAAUGUGCAUAUCUUUGAGCAUAAUAUAUAGGAUCGUUUGUUACAAUUCAUAUUUUAACAAAAAACCAAAUCGCCAAUUGCUUGUGUUGUGGAAUGCAGCCAGUCCACUUGUUUGACCCAUGUGUAUCCACGAGAUGUCUACUUAGUUCCACGGCAGUGAGGGGAAAAGGGUCAAAGAUGAGAAUCACCACAAAAAAAAGCAAAACACAUCGGAGAACCCAUGCAUAUAAUGUAAUGUCUUCUACUCAGAGUGGCUUUGAGGGCAUUCAGCCUGGGCUCCUGCCAGGGCUCCUGAUCCUCACUCAAACGCCCUUAGAUAAAUAAUUACACUCUUAAGCACCCGUCGAGUGCUGGUAUACUUGACCUUGUAAAUAAGAGUGUUUGCAGUAAGAAUAAACUCCAUCGUUUGAAAUCUUUAAACAUUUAACACAAAGCAGGCCCGGUCCUCUGGGGGAUUGCCCGUGCCUUCUCAAGUAAGUCGCGCCACAUCAGGCUUGCAGAACAAGUUUAUUUAUCUUUUCUCUUGCUGUUUAUUUUAUUCUUCAAUGUUGCGGUUGGAAGCCCAGUCAAAAGUUUAACUGCGCCCACAAAUAAACUUACUUUGGUUGACGGAUUUGUUUAACGACCGCAACCCUAUUAUGCGGAUUUUAUAUAAAGGGAAACCUGUAUGCUUACAUUUGUAACCGCUGUAAGUAGCUGUUUGCACACCUCUUUAUAUGUACUUUAAAGUGGGUACAGUCUUCCCGGAAGCAUCUUUCCUCACUUCGCUUAUAGAUUGAAGUGAAUUUAUUUUUUCAUCUUCUGCAAAUAUCAGCUGUUUUCACGUUAUGACUCAAUUUAAAUUGGUAACUUUUAUUCGCGCAUCAACGGAUUAAUUGUAAAUAUAGACUUUGACAGACUUCCCACUUUGUAAAUCUCAAUUCGGAUAAAAGUACCACUAUAAAAUAGAAUCGUAGAAUACUUUGUUAACUACCUGUGAU